AUAAAUAACUAAAUAUCAACAGGAUUUGUUUAUUUCAAAUUCCAUGUAUCAAAACUGACAUUGUUAAAACUUUUAUUACCACAUUAAUUGAAAAAUAUACUCAUUAAAUCAAUUUAAAUUAUAUAAUUUAUUUUUGCUUACAAAUAAUAGUUGGGGAAAGGCUAAGAGUUUUAACUCAUACUUCCUUUUUGUUACUUCUUCUCCUUUCACUACACCUUCUCCAUCUUUUUCAAAUUACUCAACCCUUCGACUUGCUAGAUCCUCUCAAAGGAAACAAAAAAGUAACAACGUCCAUUUUACCAAAAAAAAGUAACAACGUCCAUGGCAAAUGGUGGCGGCAACAAUAACGCUGGUGGCGGCAACAACAACAACGGUGGUGGGGGCAACAACAACGCUGGUGGAGGCAACAACAACGGUGGUGGCGGAAACCGCAACGGUGGUGGCGGAAACACAAACAACAGUGGAGGUUGCAAUAGGACGGUGGAGUUACAACCCCACCCGGUGAAAGAACAACUCCCCGGCAUUCAGUAUUGUGUCAACAGUCCUCCUCCUUGGCUUGAAGCGGUAGUGCUAGGUUUCCAACAUUAUCUGCUGAGUCUCGGCAUCACGGUUCUUAUUCCAAGUCUCUUAGUUCCAAUCAUGGGAGGUGGUGAUGCAGAGAAAGCUAGAGUUAUACAAACAAUGCUAUUUGUGUCUGGAUUAACAACAUUGUUACAUUCUUUCUUUGGAACUCGAUUGCCUGUAAUAGCUGCUGCUUCUUAUGCCUAUAUCAUACCUAUCACUUCCAUUAUUUCCUCAAGCCGCUUCACUCACUACAUUGAUCCUUUUGAAAGAUUUGUGAGAACAAUGAGAAGUAUACAAGGGGCUCUGAUUGUCGCCGGCUGUUUCCAAGUUCUUGUAUGUUUCUUCGGCGUAUGGAGAAAUAUCGCCAGAUUUCUAAGCCCACUCUCGAUUGCUCCUUUGGCAACGUUUGCCGGUCUUGGACUCUACCAAAUUGGCUUCCCUUUGUUGGCGAGGUGCGUUGAAGUGGGACUUCCCGGGUUGAUCUUACUGGUUUUAGUCACGCAGUACUUACCGCGCUGUCUGAAGAUGAAGCAAGGGGGAAUUUGGGACGGAUCAAGAUGCGAUCGUUAUGGGAUAAUGAUAUGCAUUCCAUUGGCUUGGUUGUUAGCUCUGCUACUCACAUCAAGUGGUGUAUAUAACCACAAGCCUCAAACUACUCAAAUUAGUUGCCGUACAGAUCGUAAUGGUCUCAUCUCCAACACUCCUUGGAUAUACUUACCAUAUCCUUUCCAAUGGGGAAGCCCAACCUUCCACUUCACUGAUUCUUUCGCCAUGAUGGCUGCUUCUUUCGUCACUCUCUUUGAGUCGACGGGUUUGUUCUACGCAUCUGCAAGAUAUGGAAGUGCAACUCCGAUCCCACCAUCAGUUAUUAGCCGUGGUACUGGCUGGCUGGGAGUUGGAGUGUUACUGAACGGCAUGCUUGGAGGCGUCUCAGGGAUCACAACAUCAACAGAAAAUGUUGGACUUUUGGCAAUGACUAAAAUUGGGAGUCGAAGAGUGAUACAAAUAUCAGCUACCUUCAUGCUCUUUUUCUCCAUUUUUGGAAAGUUUGGAGCCUUUUUCGCGUCCAUACCAUUACCAAUCAUGGCGUCCGUUUACUGCAUCGUCUUGUGUUUUGUGUCUUCUGCGGGGCUUAGCUUUCUACAGUUUUGCAACCUUAACAGCUUCAACACCAAAUUCAUCUUAGGAUUUUCCUUUUUCAUGGCUAUUUCAAUUCCUCAAUACUUUAGAGAAUACUACAAUGGAGGUUGGCGGUCUGAUCAUCACUCCAGUUGGUUUGAAGAUGUGAUAAGAGUGAUAUUUAUGUCACACACAACGGUUGCGGGAAUGAUAGCAAUAGUGCUUGAUUGCACAUUGUCUCGUGAGAACGAUGAAGCCAAGAAAGAUUGUGGGCUGAAAUGGUGGGAAAAGUUCAGAUUAUACAAUCUCGAUGUCCGAAACGAUGAGUUUUAUGGUCUACCUUGCUGCCUCAACAAAUUCUUCCCUUCUCAUUGAAACUUUCACAAAUAUAUUUCUUUCUAAUGUUUUAUAUAUAAUAUUUUGCCUUUUGAAUGUUUCAUUCCCUUUCUUUGUGUCACCUCAAUUUUAUAGCGUUUGUUAGAUUUUAUAACAUUUUAUUUAGUUUGUUACAUUUUUGUCUUCAGUUUUUAUAUUCCAUAAAAGUUUGUACUAAUAUACUUAACAGUGUUUCAAACCGUUUAUUAGGUUUGGGGGAUUUCAAUUUUAUGAAUAUGGUUAGGUGGUGCACAGAUUUUGUAAUAUUUGUGAAACCACGAAAAACAAGAAAGAAACCUGAGAUUUAACACUUGCGUCAACCACCAGUCACCACUCCCUCACCUCUUGUUAACACAUUAAUCAGCAUCAGUUGAUUGCAAACAUAUUUACUCAUUUUUGGAAGCAGCUUUCGCAUUUCAUAGCUUUGGUCUAAUUUAAAUAUUUCACAAGAAAUCAUCUUUUAUAAGUUAUAGUAUGGUUUUAAAACAAACACUAGAUUUUGACCCGCACAACUGUGCGGGUGUUUAUUUUUAUUUUAUAUACAUAAAUAUUUUUUUACAUCAUUUAUGAUAUAUAUAUUUAUUUAACAAAUUAAUAUAUACAUUAAAAAUCAUAUUAAAUAUUAUUUUUGUAUUAAUUUAUAUUCAGUUUUGAUCCAUCGACCUUCAAAACUAAGUUUCUGUUAGCAAUAUUUUUACAUUUAAUUAUUUCAGAUAAUAUAUUAUUAUAUAUACAAAAGUCUAAGAUAUGUCAAUUUUUAUACAUGUAUUAUAUAGUUUUUGCAUGUUAAGUCGUUAUAUCAUCGUAUUAUAUUUAUAGCAUAAAUAUUUUAUAUUUAUAAAAACUGUUUUUACAAAUUUAUCAAUUUAAUAUAAUGUUAUCAUAUUUAGUUCAAUAUAAUAAUCUCAUUUAAUAUGAACUAUUAUUAUUAUAAAAUGAUAAAAGGGUAAUUUUUUAUUUUGUAAAUGAUAACUAAAUAUUUAUAUAUUAAUGCAUAAUAAUAGUUCAUUGCUAAUUACGAAAUUAGAUGAAAUAUUUACAUAAAAUUUUAAAAAAUUAAGAUAACGUUAUAAUAUUUUCAAAAGAUUUGUUAAAAAAAUUAUACAUAUAUGUAUAUAUUUAUUUAUAUUUAUAUUUAAAAUAAAAAGAUAUCAUGCAUAAAUGAUUUGUAUUAUUAACUUUGAUGAAAUACAUGUUAAUUUAUAUACGUGUAUUAUAUAGUUUUCUAAUAUUAACACGUGUUACCUACAUAUUACAUUUCGAAUAUAAAUACUUACAAAA
Molecule: messenger RNA, 3339 nt
Organism: Brassica rapa (field mustard)
Lineage: Eukaryota; Viridiplantae; Streptophyta; Magnoliopsida; Brassicales; Brassicaceae
Product: putative nucleobase-ascorbate transporter 10
Biological process (GO): transmembrane transport
Cellular component (GO): membrane
Molecular function (GO): transmembrane transporter activity
Source: RefSeq, a predicted model, not a curated record